Messenger RNA from Durio zibethinus, 2206 nucleotides. RefSeq names its product importin subunit alpha-4. Lineage: Eukaryota; Viridiplantae; Streptophyta; Magnoliopsida; Malvales; Malvaceae. Gene Ontology annotation, biological process: protein import into nucleus. The record is from RefSeq and is a predicted model, not a curated record. Gene Ontology annotation, cellular component: cytoplasm. Gene Ontology annotation, molecular function: nuclear import signal receptor activity; protein binding.
CCAGCCCAUUUGCAUGACCGUGUCACAAUCUCUCUCUAGUCUCUACCCUCCACCGCCACCACUGUCCACUGCCCACCCGCGAUCUCCCUUUCAUUUCUUCUUCAGUGUCAUUUCUACAAACACAAGUAUACAAACCCAAGCAUUCAAAAGGAUAGAAUGUCGCUUCGGCCAGGUACCCGAACUGAGGCGCGGAAGAAGAGUUAUAAGACCGGAGUGGAUGCGGAGGAGGCCAGGAGGAGGAGAGAGGACAAUUUGGUUGAGAUCAGGAAGAACAAGCGCGAAGACAAUCUUCUUAAAAAGCGGAGGGAAGGCCUUCUGCUUCAGUCUCAGCAGCCUUCGCUCGAUGCUGGCCAAAAUGCUACCACUAUCGAAAAAAGGGCUUUUGAUUAUUUGGAUCCUGAACAUAGUAUUCCUGAUGAUAUCCAACAGUUGGAAAAUAUUCCUUUGAUGGUACAAGGGGUGUGGUCUGACGAUCCUACCUCACAGUUAGAAGCCACAACUCAGUUUAGGAAGCUGUUGUCAAUAGAGCGCAGUCCUCCAAUUGAUGAAGUGAUCAAAGCUGGAGUUGUCCCUCGGUUUGUAGAGUUUCUUGGAAGGCAGGAUGUGCCCCAAUUGCAAUUUGAGGCUGCCUGGGCUUUGACCAACGUUGCCUCUGGCACAUCUGAGCACACACGGGUUGUUAUUGAACAUGGUGCUGUCCCAAUGUUUGUGCAACUGCUUAGCUCUGCUAGUGAUGAUGUUAGAGAGCAGGCUGUAUGGGCUUUAGGUAAUGUUGCGGGUGAUUCACCAAGUUGUAGAGAUCUAGUUCUUGGUAAUGGUGCACUUAUGCCAUUGUUAGCUCAGUUAAAUGAACGCUCCAAAUUAUCCAUGUUGAGGAAUGCUACGUGGACAUUAUCUAAUUUCUGCCGUGGCAAGCCUCCAACGCCAUUUGAGCAGGUGAAGCCUGCUUUACCAAUUCUACGGGAACUUAUCUACUUGAAUGAUGAAGAAGUUCUGACAGAUGCUUGCUGGGCACUAUCCUAUCUUUCAGAUGGCACAAAUGACAAAAUUCAGGCUGUGAUUGAAGCUGGGGUCUGCCAACGACUGGUGGAACUUCUAGGUCAUCCAUCGCCUACAGUUCUUAUACCUGCUCUUCGGACUGUGGGAAACAUUGUCACUGGUGAUGAUAAUCAGACUCAGUUUGUAAUUGACAACAAGGUGCUUCCUCAUCUCUAUCAACUUCUUGUACAAAAUCACAAAAAAAGCAUCAAGAAAGAAGCUUGUUGGACAAUUUCUAAUAUAACAGCUGGGAAUAGAGCUCAAAUACAGGCAGUUAUUGAGGCAAAUAUUAUUCUUCCCCUUGUACACCUACUCCAACAUGCAGAGUUUGACAUUAAGAAGGAGGCUGCAUGGGCCAUCUCAAAUGCCACCUCUGGAGGAUCUCAUGAGCAGAUUCAAUUCCUGGUGAGCCAAGGUGGCAUUAAGCCACUCUGUGAUCUUCUAAUUUGUCCAGAUCCACGGAUUGUGACUGUGUGCCUCGAGGGGCUUGAGAACGUUCUGAAGGUUGGUGAGGCUGAUAAGGAAAUGGGAAUGAACGGUGGAAUCAAUCUGUAUGCACAAAUGAUUGAUGAAUAUAAUGGGUUGGAUAAAAUUGAAAACCUUCAAAGUCAUGACAACCAUGAGAUUUAUGAGAAGGCUGUGAAGAUAUUGGAGAGAUACUGGGCUGAAGAAGAAGAAGAUGAACAGAAUCUCCAUGAUGGUGGGAAUGAAAAUCAGCAAGGCUUUAAUUUUGGAGCUAAUCAGCCCAGCGUUCCUCCUGGGGGCUUCAAAUUUGGUUGAAGUGUUUAGUGUGGGAACUUCGGCACUAGUUUUGUAGGUCUUACUACUUUCCUGGCAGCGAAAUUUUUAGACUUGUGUUUGCAUUUUCAUCCUUGCCAAGGAGUCAGGGUUUUUGUUCUGGCGUAAAGGCUUUUGCUGUCUCUUUUUUUGGUGGGAAAUAUUUGAAAUGUGUUGAAACUUGGAAGGGGUUUUAAACUUGAUUGGUACUUCUAUAUUUUUCUAUAUUCCAUAGGAAAAAUAUUCCUUGUGAUUGUGCUAAAAUCUGAAAUUAGCAUUAAUGCUUUUCUUGUACUAAAGUCAUUGAUAGUGAGGCUUGUCUGUGUCUGUCCUGUUCAAGGCUUGAUUUCUGCUUCUUGUUUUGAAUAAUCAAUUGUUUGAGGCUAAAUUC